Molecule: messenger RNA, 1385 nt
Organism: Conger conger (European conger)
Lineage: Eukaryota; Metazoa; Chordata; Actinopteri; Anguilliformes; Congridae
Product: beta-galactoside-binding lectin-like
Exons: 7
Coding region: 615-1157 (180 amino acids)
Molecular function (GO): laminin binding; carbohydrate binding; galactoside binding
Source: RefSeq, a predicted model, not a curated record
CACUGCGCCGGAAGAUGCUGAGACGAAAAUGCUAAAUCGUGACGCCACAACUUCAAUAAUAGUUACUUUUAUUGUAUUUUGUUUUGUAUGUGUAUAAUGAUACACGGCACUAUUUUAUGUUAGUAGCAUGAUCCGCCAUGCAAGAUAUGUUGUACAUGCGCAUUGAUAUGUAUGUGUGCUGUUGCCCUUGAACCAGUAAAUGGUUAAAGUGAUGUCCAUGGUUCCUGCGUCUUUUUAUUUUAAUAUAUAACUGUUGUAGUGUUGGCAGAACACAACAGAACUGGCGACGAGAUUAGUAACGUGCCCCGACAGUGCAAUAUCACACAGAAACGUGUAGUGUUAUCUCCUGAAAAUCACGUUGUUGUCCACCCCGCAUCGGUGCUAGCUAGCUAGCCUAACGUUACGCCACGGAUUGGAAAAGCCAGCUACGGUCGGAGGAAGGAGCACUACACAACUGAAGGAGAGCGGGCUGUGCGACGGCGCCAGGAGCUGGGGAAAGUAAUUCACGAAAACCACAUCACCAUGAACAUCCACAAGAGGAGCCCUGCUUUGUGAGAUGGAAGCAUAAUUAUCCAAAGAAGACUUGCAUUCGGUUCUCAUUUUUCUGAACAACCAUGAGUACUGAACCAGCACCUCUUACCCCAGUGCCUGUAAAAUACAGAAGCAGCUUUUUGAUCAAGACAGUACUUUUCAUUUUAAUUGUUGUUUUUUAUUUUUACGUUUAUUUUUCUGGAACUUACAAGUGGACAACCCUUAUGACAGUGGAGUUGCAAAACCUUUCCUUCAAGCAAGGAAUGGAACUGCGAGUCACCGGUGUCCCUGAACCCCAUGCGGUUAGUUUCACAAUCAAUGUGGGUGAAUCUGAGUGCAACAUUGCGCUCCACAUCAACCCUCGCUUUCAAGGCUGUGGCCCAGGUGUCAUCGUCCUGAACGCCAUGAAGGAUGGGUCCUGGGGUACUGAAGUGAGAGAUGAAAGAAACUUUCCUUUCCGGCAGGGCGAGGAGUUUGAGGUGUCCAUCACCUUUGCCAAUGACAAGUUUUACAUUAGCCUGCACGACGGCCACAUGCUGGAGUUCCCCAACCGCCUGGAACAGCCCCAGUACAGUAAAAUCUGGUUUACAGCAGACGUCAGAAUCACCGGCAUAUAUGUCAAAUAGAGACCCACCAGGAGGUGUUAGAUAUACCCUUUCUGGCUCCUGCUUGGCUGCUCUGCUUCUGCUUCCUGGUGCCUUCAUACAGCUGUGCCACGAGUGCUACGAUCUCCCAGAGAUCAGUGCCUUUAAUCUUGUGCUUCUCUGCGACAUUUAGACCCUCUGGUGUCUGUCCAAACCCACUGCGUAUGAUAAACAAUCCAGCUUCAACAAUAAAUCUCUAUCAUGAGUAAA